AUGAAGUGGUUAGUGUUAGCCUUUGCCCUUGUGGCGGCUAUUAGCUGGGCCCAUGGUAGUGUCGUGAAGAGUGUCUUCGUGGGCACUGGCACUGACGAGUACGUGUAUCAGUACGAGCUGGAUGUGACGACCGGUGUGAUGGAACCGGAGUACGGUUCAAUGUACCGCGUGAAAGCCCAAAUGCAUAUCCGACCAGACCCUUCUGGAAACGGAACAUUUGUGUACUUCGACGAUCCGAAGGUGUUUCUGUACACGGGUCAUCUGCCAAUGCCGGUAGAACCUACGGCAGAGAACUACACCCAGUACGCCAAGCAAGCGGAAGCGUUCAUUCAACCAUUCUACGUGACUUACGAUAAGUUUGGACUGGUGCAGGAGGUGUUCACCACCAAGACGGACGUACUAUGGAGCGUGAAUCUGAAGAAAGGAGUCGCCGCUCUGUUGCAGCUUCCAGUCGACAAGUUCCCGGCGAAGAAGUUUGUCAAACCAUUCGUGUUCACCGAAACGGAAGAAUCCAUUUAUGGAAAGGUGAAUGUCACCUAUGCUGUACACUCCCUCGACGGACAGAAAGUCCAUGUACUGAAGACACCGGACUAUGAAUCGUUUACUCAUCUGCCGUACGAUGUGUACUCCAAUGUUGAACCGUUCCAUGUCUAUCACAACAUUAGCACAUUUGAUUCUGUGGUCCCAGUGGUGGAAUAUGAGAUGAUCUUCAAUCGGGAUGGUGUGAGCGUUGUCAAAGCGCACUCCGAAAGCACCAAGUACUUGCAACCAUUCACCGUUCAGGGUCAGAAGCAAUUUAUCACGACUAAACAGACAAUCGUGUUCCGGAAUACUGUUGCUCCCAGCAAGACGUUUGAGUUCUCCGGAUUCCCAAUGUACCACUACGUGCACUAUGAAACGUCCGAGUCGGUCUUUGAGGAAACUUAUCCCACCCUUGCCACCAUCACACCGGUUGUAGACAUUUCUACCGUUGGCCCCAAGGUUCAGGUGAUGCUGUAUGAAGCUGUCCAGUAUCUGCAGGAAAAUCAAAUCACGAACCAGGAAACCGAAACUAAACACGGGCUAGCGAUCACACGCAUCAUUGAAGCUCUGAAAUCGUUUACCGUUGAGCACUACGGCCAGUUCUGGACCGUGCUGACCAAGUCAACCACCCCGAAGGAUUUGAUGGCAGUGGACAUUUUCUACAAGGUGCUCCCAUCCGUCGGCACGAAGUACUCCGUACAGUUCGUGAUGGAUAUGGUAAAGAACCACAAAGUGAAGGAAUCGGUCGCGUCCGGCAUGCUGUUCUCGCUCGGCGUCAACGUACGUGCGCCGUCCGUAGAGCUUCUGCACAGUGUCGAAGACUUCAUGAACUUCCCCGAAUACGUGAAGCCAGAUGUGGCUCACGCUGCCAUCCUAACUUUCGGUACCAUGGUGUACAAGACGUUCCAGCACGAAAAGUACUCGACGGAGAUCGAAAAGUACAUUAAGGUGUACUACAAACAUCUGAAGGAAGCGAAAACGUUCGAGGAGCAGCUGGUUUGGUUGCACGGUUUGAAGAACAUUCAGCUGGGAACGGUCGGAGAACUGUUGGUGCCGCUCGUUAAAGGUGAACCGGUGUUGGAUCUGGCGUACGAUCGUCACCUGCAGGUGCAUGUGAUUUAUGCGCUGAUGCAAAUUAUGGAGCACGAGCACGACACGCUCUUCGAGGUCGUAUUCCCGAUUGUGACCGAUGAUACGCUGCCUAUUGAGCUGCGUGUGGCCGCUGUCAAGGUGAUCGUCUCGAUGGAAGAUGUACACUACUGUUCGAAGCUUGUUGCCUUCAUGACAGUGGAAACGAACGUUCAUCUCUACUCGUACUUUAUCACCACCAUAAGAAGCCUGGUCAACUCGGAUGUUCACUUCGACACUGACUUCUACCACUAUCUGCAGCACGUCGUCACCGAGUUCGUCCACUACGAUCCGGCAGUAGCGACAAAGGCUUUCUUCUACGAUUACGUUGAUGUGCAGCAGAAGGUAGGCAGCAUCAUUCGCGGUAAUAUGGUCGCCGAUGUCAAGCACAACAAUAUGAACCAGUUCUACAUUAGCUUCGCUCCUUACGUGAUGGAUCACGUAUACGAUCUCUACUCGGUGUAUGUCAAGUUCGAGGGAGUUCACAAUCCGCUCACGCUCUUGUUGCCUAAACUGUUCAAUGUUGAUCCGAAAACGAUCAACGAACCGAUUACGCACAGUCACAACAAUGUUCCCGUACACGUCGAAUUUACGUUCAUGGCCAACGGUAAGGUUGUGUACACGAAGUACUUCAACGAGGAAACGAUCAAGCAGUUCUACAGUUACACCUAUCUGACGAUCCUCAAGACGUUGCAGUAUCAGUUUACGACCGUGCUAAACGUGGCAGAAGUCGAGCUGUAUACACCGACGUAUGACGGAGUGCCGGUUAAGGUUGCGCUGAAGAUGCCGCUCGUGUCCCAGUUCAAGUACAACGUAGUGGUACCAUCGACGACCAAUCAGAACGAGGUGACGCUCACCAUCAACAGCUUCUUCCGCAUGUGGAUGCACGGAUACUACGGUGUAUCGGUGUACAAUCCGUUCGCCCUAACCUGGCAAGGUACGCGUCGCGUGCAAGCGUUCGACUUCCACGUCCCGCUAGUGUUCGAUGUCAUCUUCAACUUCCAGCAGAACUCGUUCAAGCUCGUCUGGAGCAAGCACACCAACGAGGUGUUCAAUGUGGUCGGCUUCAAAUCGCACGUCAAGACACAGGUUUACGCUAGACCAGACACGGAGGUGGACUAUCUGAAAUCCACUUGCCCUGUGUGCUUCCACUACGAAACGGUAACGGCCGUACCGGUACCAAAGAAGAAGGAUGUUGUACUGUACGAAGCCCAUUCUAAGUACACUGGACUGCAUUUCUAUCUGUCGGCGUUCGACGUGGAAGUUACACCAACGGUCAAAUACUUCAAGUCGCUAAACGACAUUUUCGCGUCGGAACUGUUCCACGACCUCGAGCACGUAACCGUGUUUGACUUUGUGACGAAGUACUUCACCUGGUUCUAUACGACCGUGUUGUCCCCGAAACCCACGAGCUUCGGUGUUGUCGGAUACGUUAACCCGUGCAAAGUCUAUCCCUUCGAUAAGGUAGAGUUCACGUUCAAGGUAGACAGCGAAGCAAUCUCACACAAACUGUGGACCACACCGGACUUCCGUCAAUACGUCAAGUUCACGGCCGUCUUUAAGAAGACGGAUGUUGUCGUUAACCAUUGGGACGUUAACGUGUACUACACGCACGAGUAUGGAACGUUCUUCAAAACGGUCAACAUGCAGAUAACGCACCAAACCCCGGGUGAGAAGAACAUGAACAUCUGCAUCGACUGGGUGAAGAACGUUGUGCCAGAGUCGGUUACCGGAAAGCUUUCGUACUUCCACGGUUACUCGUACGAUCACAAAUGCGUCAAGGAUGAUAUGGUGGUGUCUAUCGAAUACGCCGGUGUACAGUCGGAUGUGCAGAAGAACUUCACGUACGUUACGUCGUACCAUAGCGUCCCUACGUACUUCUACCAGCAGUGUGUACCGCGCGACUUGCCCCAGUUUGAAGACUACUCCGUACCGGUUACGCACGAAUGUGUUAGUAUGCACAGCACCGUCCGUAAGUAUCUCUAUACCGUCGACUACCAGCAUGUCUACCCGGUGUACGAGGAGUUUGUUAAGCCGUUCUGGUUCUGGGUGAAGCACGUCGGACCGGCCUACUACCCGCAGGUUGAACAGUUCCACUUUGUGCCGGAGAACCGGUUCGUUGUGGAAGUGGAGUAUCCGAUGUACUACACCUACCCGAUUGUGGAUGUCGUAGUAAAGUCGGCGUACGAAACGGUUGCGUUCGAUCACGUACCAUACUACGACUUUGUGUGGAUGUUCCAACCCGACAGUACCGUGUUCACCAAGUACUUUGACGUGAUGAAGUUCUUCGGCAAUGUAAACAGCUGCGUUGUUAACCCUGUGUACGAAUACGCUCCCUAUCACUACACCGUCAGCAAGACGCCGGUCUUCAACGAAUGGGUUCUUUACGCUUCCGACCAUCCUGUCUCAUACACCUGGGCCGUUUAUGUGCAGAAGCUGGAAAAGAACCAUGUUGCCUUCAAGCUCGUCCUAAACGGUCACAGCGUCGUAGUUCAACCCCUGUUCGGAAAGCAGUACGAAAAUACCGGCAAGAAGUACACCUUCACGGUUGAUAGCGAGCUGAUGUACGCCCUGGAGCAUGGUAGCGUCGAUGUGUACCCGUUCAAAUACUACUACGUGUACGAUACGAUUGUCUUUAACGUACCACACGUUUCGCUCUACGUGGUUUACGAUGGCUAUCAGGUGAAGAUCGAAACACCUACAAUGAAUAAUGUUACAUUCUAUGGCCAGUGCUAUGCGUAA
This is a messenger RNA of Anopheles marshallii, 4392 nucleotides long. RefSeq lists its product as uncharacterized. The record is from RefSeq and is a predicted model, not a curated record. Gene Ontology annotation, biological process: lipid transport. The transcript has 7 exons. Gene Ontology annotation, molecular function: lipid carrier activity. NCBI's taxonomy places the organism in Eukaryota, Metazoa, Arthropoda, Insecta, Diptera, Culicidae. Bases 1 to 4392 code for a protein of 1463 amino acids.